Rotaria sp. Silwood2 is the source of this 773-nucleotide messenger RNA. NCBI's taxonomy places the organism in Eukaryota, Metazoa, Rotifera, Eurotatoria, Philodinida, Philodinidae. The record is from the annotation of a GenBank genome assembly.
AUUUACCUCCUUACACAUUCGAUGGUCCUUGUCGAUAUUCUCGUCAUGAUUCAUUUGCUAUUGGUCGUUUAACUAUGCUUAAUGCUGAUUGUGUUUAUUCAACAUGGAAAAUACACUUACGUAGAAUCUCAGGUUUUUUUAAACCUCAUGAACAACAACAUUGGAAUACAAAAUACAAAGCAGCACAAACUAUAUUUGGUAAUUGUCCUGCUUCAUUAGCAACACGAAGUGCAAUCAAAUUAGCCCAUAAAGUACUUUAUGGUCAGACAUUAAGACAUCAUGAAAAUGGACAAUUAACGAAUGCUGAUGAUCUUUGGAAAUUUGUUUUUUCAAAUCGAACAACACAACGUAUUAAACCAUGUAUUUAUACAUAUGUGAUUAAUGAUAAUACAUGGCAUUUUAGCGAAACAGAUGUUCAAUUUUUUGCAGAUUUAGCAAGUAAACAUGCGCUAUUAGCUAAUGGAUCAAAAUAUGUUCGUUAUGCUGGAGAAUUUCAUCCACGUCCAAAAUAUGGAUGGGAUAGAUGUGAUGAUGAAUGGGAAUUAGUAUUCGAUAAUGGAUCGGGUACUUAUGCUCCUAAUCCAGAUCUAUUAAUUAAUUUAAAAGAAUUAUUAUUAUUCAAUUUUCCUGGAUUAAAUAUUGUUACAUAUGAAUAUAAAGAUCCAAGAUUGAAAGAAAGUGUAACAGAAUUAAAACGCGCGGUAGAAAAAUAUAAAAAUAGUGCAACAACAAUCCAACAGCUUGUUUUAACUUACUCAGAUUUAGACUCGUAG